AUGCUACCAAAAACUAAGAGAAAAAAUCAAGAUGGAUCAUGCAUGAUUUUGAUAAUCUUGGCAUCUCCCUGUAUUUUUAAAUUUAGCAUGCGUGGGGGGAAUUACCUGCUGCCCUCGCACUCCUCGGUCUGCAGAGGGCGCACUUGCCUCUUUCAGGAGGAUGGGCGGGGCCGCAGCGGCCGAGAGAGCUUGACGGUUGGCCGGUGGGGAUGCCCAUCACGGCGUCCCGCCUCCGCAUACGUCACAUGACGCAGCCCAUCAUGGCGGCAGCGCGGCUGCCCGGGCCCGCGGCUCCGCAGGGCUGCUGCCGUUGCUGCUGUUGAGAGGCGGCGGCGGGAAGGAUGGUGUUUGCGCGGCCGGGGCGGCGGGCUGAGGGGCGGCCGACGGAGCGGCGCUGAGGCAGCGUGGGGAAAGGCAGGACCGGCGGACGGAAGGCCACCCGAGAGCCGGUCCCGGGGGCGAGAUGCCGGGGCCUCCAUCGCGGCUGCUGCUGCUGCUGGUCCUCCUGGGCGCCGGCCAUGCCGGGGCCGCGCCGCUUCCGCAAACAGGUGCAGGGGAGGCCUCCGCUGCAGAAGUCCCCUCGUCUUUUGUGAUCCUGUCUGUGUGCAGUUUGAUUAUAUUAAUCGUGUUAAUUGCAAACUGUGUGUCCUGCUGCAAGGACCCGGAGAUAGACUUCAAGGAGUUUGAGGAUAACUUUGACGAUGAGAUAGACUUCACGCCACCAGCCGAAGACACUCCGUCCAUCCAGUCCCCGGCAGAGGUCUUCACUCUCUCAGUGCCAAAUAUCUCCCUGCCUGCCCCGUCCCAGUUCCAGCCUUCUGUAGAAGGUUUGAAGUCUCAAGUAGCCCGCCACAGCCUGAACUAUAUACAGGAAAUCGGGAACGGCUGGUUUGGGAAGGUCCUCCUUGGAGAGAUUUACACAGGCACUAGUGUAGCAAGAGUGAUAGUGAAGGAGUUAAAAGCCAGCGCGAGCGCCAAGGAUCAAGAUACCUUCCUGAAAAAUGGAGAACCUUACUACGUUCUUCAGCACCCGAACGUCCUCCAGUGUGUUGGACAGUGCGUGGAAGCGAUCCCCUAUCUGCUGGUGUUUGAGUUCUGCGACCUGGGUGACCUGAAGGCCUACCUGCGCAACGAGCACCUGCGGGGGGAUGCGCAGAUCAUGCUGCUGCAGAGGAUGGCGUGCGAGAUCGCUGCGGGGCUGGCGGCCAUGCACAAGCUGCACUUCCUGCACAGCGACUUAGCAUUGAGGAACUGCUUCCUGACUUCUGACCUAAACGUCAAAGUGGGGGACUACGGGAUAGGCGUCAGCAGGUACAAGGAGGACUACAUUGAAACAGACGGCAAGCGAAUGCUUCCGCUGCGCUGGACGGCACCCGAACUGGUCACCAGCUUCCAAGACAGGGUCCUGACCGCAGACCCGACCAAGAACAGCAAUAUCUGGUCCCUCGGCGUGACGCUCUGGGAGCUUUUCGAUGGUGCUGCCCAGCCCUACUCCAGCUUGUCCAACCUGGACGUCCUGCAGCAGGUCAUCCGUGAGCGGCAAGAGAGACUCCCCAAGCCGCGGCUGGAGCAGCCCCACUCUGACCGCUGGUAUGAGGUGCUGCAACUGUGCUGGCUGUCCCCCGACAAGAGGCCGGCGGCCGAGGACGUGCACCGCCUGCUGACUUACCUGCGCAUGCAGAGCCAGCGCGACUCAGAGGUGGACUUCGAGCAGCAGUGGAACGCCCUGAAGCCGAACACGCACAGCCGGGACGCGGCCAGCAACGCCGCCUUCCCCAUCCUGGACCACUUCGCCCGGGACCGGCUGGGCCGCGAGCUGGAGGAAGUCCUCACCGUGACCGAGACGAGCCAGGGCCUGAGCUUCGAGUACGUGUGGGAGGCCGCCAAGCAUGACCACUUCGAGGAGCACAGUCGGGGCCACCCAGACGAGGCCCUGUCCUACACGAGCAUCUUCUUCCCCGUCGAAGUGUUCGAGAGCUCGCUGACUGAGCCGGGGUCCAGCAAGCAGGACCACAGCGGCCAGGAUGUCCCCCUGCGGGCCCCUGGCGUGGUCCCUGUGUUUGAUGCCCACAACCUCUCUGUUGGCAGCGACUAUUACAUCCAGCUGGAGGAGAAAGGUGGGGACCACCUGGAGCCGGAUUAUCCGCCUGCCCAGCUCACGACCGAGCUAGAAAACCCGGACAGGACGGGCGCCGAGGCGGCCCCGCUCCCAGCUCUCCGGGGCCUGGAGCUCGAGGAGUCGAGCGUGGAUGAGGAUUUCUUCCAGGGCAGUGCGGCUCCCGGGGUGCCCAGCCUGGCCGAGGAGCUGCGGGUGGCCGUGGGCCCUGAGAGCCCAGCCCUCGGCCUGUUCAAUGAGCUUGACAGACCUGAGGACCGGCCCGGCCACCAGAGAAUAUUUGACCUCAUGGAAUUAGACGGAAUGCAGGCAAACUCAAGGGCAGUCCCUUUAAGUUCAGGUCCAAAGGAGCCCCAAGAGACAGCAACGAUGCGACCUCUGGAGAGACGAGAUCCCCCCAGUUUCUUGGACUGCGAGCCGCUCGGCUGGCCGGGAGGUGUCACGCACCAGGACGGCCUCGAUCCCCUGAAUAUGCAGGAGCUGUCAGAAAACUUUGUAUUCCUUCAGGAGAAGAACUUGCUGAAGGGCUCGCUGUCAGACAGGGCACGUCCGAGCGAUCUCCAGGCGGAGCCGCAGGCAGUGGGUGCCAGCAGGAUGCCAGCCGAGACCUCAGGCGGAAGCUCCGUAGACAGCGAGCUGGCGUUGGCGGGCAGUACCUCGGGGGUGCCCUCCGUGAGGCAGAGCCGGGGUCAGGAUGCAGGCCACCCGCUGCCCUCUUCCCCUGCGACCUCGCUCCAGGCCGAGGGAGAGCUCCCCGACCUGAAGCCCGGGGAGACCCCGCGCCCCUGUUUGGAUGACAGUGUCCUUGGGGAGUGUCCCUGCCUGGAUGCAGAGCCCGUGGCCGUCCCGGCAGAUGGGAGCCCCACAGGCAUGGGCACUGGAGCCGAGGACUCUGCCCACUGCGGCGAGGAGGCCCUGAGGCCAAGCGCAAGCGGUACCGCUGCCCGUGGCGGCGUCCUGGAGCGGAACCUGGGUGAGGCGGGCCCGGGAGAGCCUCCCGCUCGGCACCUGCCGCCACCGCAGGAGACGGCCACUCUGGCGGCCGGCGGCCAGCUCGGUUACACCACGGGAGCAGGCCUGGCGUCCGCCUUGUCCUCCGAUUCCACCAGCCAGGACAGCCUCCUGGAGGACAGUGUGGCCACGGCCGUGCUGACCUCAGAGCAGUCCGCCGAGACCCCCGACUCCCUGGACUCAAUGGACGUGCACACGGCGCUGCUCGACUCCCUCGGCUCCCACUCGCCGCAGAAACCGCCUGCCCCCGAGAAGCCGGCGGACAGCGGCUACGAAACCGAGAACCUCGAGUCGCCCGAGUGGACGCUGCACCCCGCGCCCGAGGGCACCACCGCCGGCGACGGGGCUCCCGGCACUGCGCCUCCCAACCCGGUCAUCGUCAUCUCGGACGCGGGCGACGGCCACAGAGGCGCCGAGGCGGCCGCGCACACGUGCUCCCAGGGCUCCUACCGGGACUCGGCGUACUUCUCUGAUAACGACUCUGAGCCUGACCGGAAGGCAGAGGAGGCCCCGGGAACCUCCUCCAUGCCGACCUCGGUGCUGGCUGAGAGUCAGCCCCCGCCUGAGCCGGUCAUCCUGGAGCCGAGACCCUGUGCCCAGGACGGUGGCCUGGAAGCGGGCCCCAGCCAGCCGGACCCUGGUGGCUGCUCCCCCGCCCUGCAGGAUUCUGGUGACCUGGAGUGGAGAGCCGUGCCAGAGCCCACCCUGGCCGAGGUGUCUGGCGAGGCGUGUCCUGCUGAGGGCGAGGCAAGCAGCCCCUUGGGGCUGUGGCACUCGGAGCUGAGCAGCAGCGAGGACUUGGAGGCCCCGGAAGAUCGGCCCUGCACACUUGCCUCCACUGGAACCAACACGCACGAGCUGCUGGCCUACACGCAUUCCGCGGCUGAGAAGCCCUUGUCCUGCCACUCUGAGGGCCCCAAGCUCAAGGAACCGGACAUCGAAGGGAAGUACCUUGGGAAGCUGGGCGUGAGCGGGGCGCUCGACCUGGCCGAGGACGGCGUGGACGCCGACGAGGAGGACGAAAACAGCGACGACUCGGACGACGACCUGCGGGCCUUCAACCUGCACAGCCUGAGCUCCGAGUCGGAGGACGAGCUCGAGCAUCCCGUGCCUGUGGUCCUGAGCAGUGACGACGGCAGGCACCUGCGCAGCCUGCUCAAGCCCGCGGCCGAGCCCGGGCCGCUGCCCGAGGAGCGGAAGGAGAGGAAGGCCGUCACCUUCUUCGAUGACGUCACCGUCUACCUGUUUGAUCAGGAAACUCCUACCAAGGAGCUGGGGCCCUGCGUGGGAGAAGCACAUGGUCCCGAGCCUGGCAGCCCGUUGCUGUCCACAGGGCCGCCCUACCUGAGCAGGUGCAUAAAUUCCGAAAGUUCCACUGAUGACGAAGGUGGAGGCUUUGAAUGGGAUGACGACUUCUCCCCAGACCCGUUCAUGGCCAAGACGACAAGCAGUCUUCUGGCCUCGCAGGCCUCCCUGCAGUCCAAGUACUUCUCCCCGCCCCCGCCCGCCCGCAGCCCUGAGCUGAGCUGGCCUCCCCCAGCGCCUUGCUCCAGGUUCUCCAUCUCACCCGCCAACAUCGCCAGCUUCUCGCUCACACACCUCACAGACUCGGACAUGGAGCAAGGAGGAAGCAGCGAAGACGGAGAGAAAGAUUAGGCAGCUGUGGUCAACUCCGGGUCUGUGGCCUGCGUGACCUGCCGAGUGACGUCCGCCGGCGUUUGCUGACAUGAGAUGUGGGGCAGAAGCAGGAGGCGCACACGGAGGUGGCCCUGAGCCCUGUCCAGUUCGGGGCCUUCAGAGAGCCCGGCUGGGGCAGAUCCCGGGUCCCCGGCAGCUUGAUGCGCUGCCACGCCGGGGUCCCGCUGAGGCUGGGCACAUAGGCCACGCGUCUGUUCUCCAAGGGAGCCCUUGCCCGCCCGGG
Molecule: messenger RNA, 5048 nt
Organism: Ochotona princeps (American pika)
Lineage: Eukaryota; Metazoa; Chordata; Mammalia; Lagomorpha; Ochotonidae
Gene: LMTK2
Product: lemur tyrosine kinase 2
Biological process (GO): protein phosphorylation
Molecular function (GO): protein kinase activity; ATP binding
Source: RefSeq, a predicted model, not a curated record